This is a messenger RNA of Lucilia sericata (common green bottle fly), 2896 nucleotides long. RefSeq lists its product as uncharacterized. Bases 195 to 2858 code for a protein of 887 amino acids. The transcript is spliced from 3 exons. Lineage: Eukaryota; Metazoa; Arthropoda; Insecta; Diptera; Calliphoridae. The record is from RefSeq and is a predicted model, not a curated record.
ACGUUUGAAAUAAGACGCAACGAUCGUGCAUUAAACAAAUUGAAUACUUAAUAGUGAUCAUAAUUACACAUAUUUAAUAAUAAUUAUAAAUAAUAAAAAAUUAAUUUUGCAUAAAAAUUACUAUAAAUAAAAUAUGAGAUUUAGAAAAAAGUUGACCUUGUGAAAAUUUACAAUUAAAAAAAAAAGGAAACAAAAUGCAUGAUAUAAAAUAUCAACCAUUAAAAAAUAAUGAUGAGGAUCCCUCAAUAACAGAUUCAAAUUUUGAUACGUAUAGAAGUGUUUCUAAUGAAUUUAAAAAAUAUUGGUUGUUAAAAGUUUUACUUAUAUGUUUUAUAAUUGUUAAAGCAAUUUAUGUGAUAAAUAAUUUUGAAACUAUUAUAAAUUGGCUACAGAAUCACAAUCGUACAGAUAUUAAUUAUAAUGAAACCGAUAUAUUUGAAAAUGUCACCAAUAUAUAUGAAGAGGAUUCUUUAGCAGCAACAACAAUACUCUAUGAUUUCGUAAACAAAACUAUAGUUGAGGAAAAUCAUUAUUUGGCAACCACUAGUAGUAGUAAUAUUACUAAUAAUACUACUUUUAUUACUACUACUGAUACCACUUAUACUAAUAAUGCUACAGCUGCUAGUAAUAAUUAUUAUGAAAUUACGACAAAGAAAUUAUAUAAAGAUGAAAAAACAAUGGAGAAUAAUAAUGAUAUUCAAACUAAUGAUUAUAAUAAUGUGGAUUCAACAACAUUAAAAUUAGAAACAAAUUUUAAAGAUGAUGCAAAAACAACGACAACAACAUCAAUUAAUUUAAAUAGUAAUAACAAUAAUAUAGCUACAAUAGAAAACCUAACAACAACAACAACUGCAAUGUAUUUAAAUAAUACAAUAAUUACCUCAACAUUAUUACAAACUACAGAAAUAGUUACUGGUCCACCAAUAUCUAGAAUCACUACUACGACAACAACAUCAAAGCCGAUGACGCCACCACCACUUAAAAUACCUGAUGUAAAACCUUCUUCCCCAACAAAUGAGCUAAAAAAAUAUUUCAUUAACACCAGCCACUGUCAUAUACCCUAUGUAGAUCCAUUCACAUCUGAUGUUCGCAAGAUAUUUAAACCUCAACAUAGUACGGGUUGCACCAAAGAUCAGCCCAUUAUAAGGGCUUCCUUUAAUGAGCUCGAUUACCAAUAUCAUUUACAUAUUAACUAUACAAUAGCUGAAGAAUUACGAAAAGAUACUAAUAAAUCGAAUCCUAUAGAAGAGGAUGUUUUGUGCUGCUAUCAAGAAAUACUACGUAGCGGAAGUGGUUCAAAUGUUGAUGCUAGUUUUAAAUUACUGCCAUGUACAAAUUUCCAUCAAGAUUUUGUGGUUCCAUUGCAUAUUAACGGUAUUAUUGUUAAUUGUAAAUCGAAAUCUAAAAAAUCCACUUUACAGGAAGAUGCAUUUUCCUUUAUACAAGUGAAUAAAACCAUAAUCCAACAGGAAUCUAAAAAUGUUACAGUUCAACGUCGAAAACCAAGUAUAUUAAUGAUUGGUAUAGAUACUUUAUCGCGCAUAAAUUUUCGACGAAAUAUGCCGGAAAUGUUAAAGUAUCUUGUUAAAAAUAAUUGGUAUGAACUGUUGGGUUAUAAUAAGGUUGGCGACAAUACAUUACCCAAUUUGAUGCCAAUGUUAGCAGGUUAUACUAGAAACACUGUCAACGACAAAUGUAAUCCCAGAUAUGUUGUGGGUGGUUUUGAUAACUGCAAUUUCAUAUGGACCACAUUUAAAAAACAUGGUUAUCAUACGGGUUACGCCGAAGAUGCUACUACUAUUACAACAUUUAAUUACAAACUGAAAGGUUUUAAAAAUCCACCAACCGACUAUUACUUUCGUCCCAUAGCGCUGGCCAUUGAAAAAUCGAUGAAGAAAAAAACCAAGGCUGGAUUAAAUUAUUGCGUUGGACGUAGACAAUAUGGAGAGUAUGUCUAUGAUUAUGGCACGGAAUUUGUAAAACGCUAUAAGAAUCUAACGAGCUUUGGAUUUUUCUGGACUAACUCAUUUAGUCAUAACUCCUAUGAUGUCUCAGCCACUAUGGAUAACACUAUGGUCAAGUAUUUUAAAGAGUGGGAAAAGCAGGGAAUAUUUGACAAUUCGGUGGUAAUGUUCUUCAGUGAUCAUGGUGUUAGAUGGGGUCCAUUAUUAAAAUUAUCGCAAAGUUUUCUGGAAGAACGUUUACCAAUGUUUUUCAUAUCUUUGCCAAAAUGGUUCCGACAAGAAUAUCCUAAACUCGUAAGAAAUUUAGAAAUCAAUCAAAAGCGUUUAGUUAAUCCAUUUGACAUAAAUAUGACCCUGCAGCAUUUGCUGAAAUUGGGAGAACCCACCUAUGAAAUGCAGCAAACUUUUGAUUGUCCCAAAUGUCAAAGUAUAUUUGAGGAGAUACCAGAAAAUCGUACUUGUGAAGAUGCCAGCAUACCAGAAACAUGGUGUACUUGCAAACCUUUUAGGGCAGAAUCUACAAAAAAUGAAGAGGUUAAGACGGUGGCAAAACUGAUUAUAGAGGAAAUGAAUCGUUAUUAUGAACUCAAAAAUAUAACAUCUUUAUGCAGUCCAUUGCAAUUAAAAGAAAUAACAAAUGCCAAAGUAAGCGAUGCAGAUGAAUCUUCUCAAUACAUAACCACUUAUGUAAUUGAUUUUGCAACGGAUCCCAAAACCGAACCAAAGACACUAUUUAGUGCCACCCUGGAUUAUAAUAGACAAAACAAAAGUAUUAUACUAAAUGUUGAUGACAUUAGUAGACAAAGUCUUUAUGAAAAAACCGCCAAAUGUAUAGAUGAUAAACAGGCUAAAAAAUAUUGCAUCUGCAAGAACUCUUUAAAAUUGCCAAAAUAAUUAACUAAAACAAUUAAGGAAAUCAAACAAAGUACAAA